This is a messenger RNA of Bufo gargarizans (Asiatic toad), 612 nucleotides long. It is a transcript of the gene RCVRN, whose product is annotated as recoverin. Gene Ontology annotation, molecular function: calcium ion binding. The transcript has 3 exons. The coding region runs from base 1 to 606 and encodes 201 amino acids. The record is from RefSeq and is a predicted model, not a curated record. Lineage: Eukaryota; Metazoa; Chordata; Amphibia; Anura; Bufonidae.
AUGGGCAAUAGCAAAAGCAGUGCCCUAUCUAAAGAGAUUCUAGAAGAACUUCAGUUGAACACUAAAUUUACCCAGGAAGAGUUGUGCACUUGGUAUCAGUCCUUCUUAAAGGAAUGUCCGAGUGGAAAGAUCUCCAAACAGCAGUUUGAAAAUAUCUACUCAAAAUUCUUUCCGGAUGCUGAUCCAAAAGCAUAUGCCCAGCAUGUCUUCAGAAGCUUCGAUGCCAACAACGAUGGGACGCUGGACUUUAAGGAAUACAUGAUUGCUCUUCAUAUGACCUCAUCUGGGAAAACUAACCAAAAACUAGAGUGGGCAUUCUGCUUAUAUGAUGUAGACGGAAAUGGGACCAUCAGUAAACCAGAAGUUCUUGAAAUCAUCACGGCAAUAUUCAAAAUGAUAAAUGUUGAAGAUCAAAAACAUCUUCCAGAUGAUGAAAACAGUCCAGAGAAGAGAACUAAUAAAAUAUGGGACUUCUUUGGCAAGAAAAAUGAUGACAAACUCACAGAAGGGGAAUUUAUUCAGGGAAUCAUGAAUAAUAAAGAAAUCCUACGUUUGAUCCAGUUUGAACCUCAAAAAGUCAAGGAAAAACUAAAAGAAAAGAAAUAAUAAAUC